Messenger RNA from Verticillium nonalfalfae, 3384 nucleotides. RefSeq lists its product as uncharacterized. Gene Ontology annotation, cellular component: nucleolus. Gene Ontology annotation, biological process: maturation of LSU-rRNA from tricistronic rRNA transcript (SSU-rRNA, 5.8S rRNA, LSU-rRNA); maturation of 5.8S rRNA from tricistronic rRNA transcript (SSU-rRNA, 5.8S rRNA, LSU-rRNA). The transcript has 2 exons. Lineage: Eukaryota; Fungi; Ascomycota; Sordariomycetes; Glomerellales; Plectosphaerellaceae. The record is from RefSeq and is a predicted model, not a curated record. The coding region runs from base 1 to 3384 and encodes 1127 amino acids.
AUGGUCAAGCGACAGCUUCGUGACGCCGACGCCGCUUCUGCCGGCCGCAAGCGCCAGAGGAUAGUUGUCGAAACACCGACCCAUGAGGACGUCAACAAUGCGAGGCAGCUGAGGCAGCUGCUUGCCUUUGACCAGGACGUCAAGCGCGCGAGGCAUGGCAUUCAAUCCUUCAAAGUCUUCCUCGACAGCUUCAGCGCCACCCCUAGCGAGAACCAUGACCGCUUCGCCAUCCUGUCCGAAUACCUCGAGUCGACGAAGCCGCGAAUCUUCACCGAAGCGACCGUCUACCAGACCGACCUCAUGGAGAUGUGGGGCUACGCUUCGGGCAUUCACAACGAGAGCAUCACGGCGGCCGUCCCUGCCGUGCUGGCGCUGCUGCUGCAGGUCGUCUCGAGCUCCCUCGAGCUCCUCCCCCACGCGACCGGCAUCGGCCAGACCCUGCUCCAGGACCGCCAUCUCAAGCUCAUCUCGCGAAACCUCUCGGCGUCGAAGAGCAGCGGCUACAUCAUCUCGCCCACGAUGCGCCUGCUACGCGAGGUGGCGUCCAUCGACGGCGGUGCGCUCGCCAAGAAGGUGUUCCGCGCCCGCGACUACACGUUUGCCUCGUUUGCGCGGAACCUCGAGGUCCGGAACUCGCUCGAGGCCGGGCCCGAGGACCCCGCCAAGCCUUCGGUCCGCACAAACGCCAUCAAGCUGUUCUUGACGAGCUUGAAGUUCCUGCCGUCGGACGCCAAGAAGGAACUGCUCCUGCAGAAGGAGGUCAUGUCCCACCUGACCUUCCUGCUCAAGGACGAUCCGGCCUACCUCCUCGUCGAGAUGCUCGAGGCUCUGAGGAAACACGUCCUCGCCGACGACAAGGUGCCCCGCGAGGCCAAGUUCAAGGCCUUCAACACCAAGACGCUCGACCGCCUGGCGGGCCUCUACUACUACAAGCACGACGACGAGGUCGAGGGCCGCCUGACGGUCAAGGACGCCGUGCACCGCUUCCUGACCUACGUCUGCACGACCCCCGGCGCCGGUAUCCUGUAUACGGGCACGGGUAUGUACCCCAAGGACCUGGACGACGAGGCCACACAGGACGUCAAGGACACGGACGACUUUGCCUUUGAGCGCGCCGCCUGGGUGGACAGGUACACGGAGGAGGUGCCCGUGGCCAACUUUGUGCUCGACGAGUUCAUACAGAAGAUGCGCCCCUGGUCGAGCCUGCGACACAGCGAGCUGCUCGUGUCCGUGUUCGAGGCGGCGCCCGAGCUCGUCGCCAGCUACUUCCUCGCCAACAAGUCCUUCUCCUUUGAACCCAAGCUCUCCAUGACCUGGAUCGGCUACGCGGCCUUUCUCUUCAACACGGUGCAGCUUCCGAUCCCCAGGUACUUUGGCAACCGAUCUGGCUAUCGCCGCGUCCCCCCGCCGACCAUGGUGCUGCUCGACAACAUUAUGCCGUUGCCGCUGAAACAAAAGGACCUCAUCAGGAGCCUCUCGCACGACGCACAUCUCAUUUCCUUCUUUGCCGUACGCAUCCUGGUCCUCGCGUUACAGAAAUUGGACCGGGCGCUGCACAUGCACAGGGAAGCAGCGGGCACGAACAAGACGAUAUGGGACUCGGCGGCGCGCAAGCUCGUGGACGAGUUUUGCCAGAGGAUACCGGACAUGAAGGAGGUCACAAAAUGCUACAAGACCAUUCCCGAGGCGAACGUCCUGCAGAGGGAGGCGACGAGCCGCCUGCUGCUGCUGUACUACGAGAUUAUUCCCCAAAUGGCGCUCAUGGCCAACUUUGACGUCUCGCCCUUCCUCUUGAACGCCCUCCGCCGACUGGACGAGCAGAAAGAGAACGAGCAAGAAAAGGCGCUCGGUCUCAUGGAGCUCGAGAACCUGCUCGCCAUUGCCGGCUACUCCCCCGGCAUGAGGUGGUUCGCCAAAUCCGAGGCCCUCGCCGCCUCGCCCUUCGUUGCUCUCCUCCGUGUCUACGUCACGUCCAGCCAGGGCCAUGCGCUGACCAAGCUGAAGGAGGUGCUCCAGUUCGUCGCGACGCAGAACCAGCUUGUCCAGGCGCCGACUGGGUUGGGCCUCCUGUUCCGCACGCCGCAAGAGCUGCGCAAGAAGGACCUCAAGCCGUUUUGGGUCUUUCUCGACAACUGCGCCAACAGGUGUGCCGGCUCGCCCCUUAAAUAUGUGGAGUUGAUGGAGGAGAUUGCGAGCGAGGGACAGACCGCAGAAUGGGGCCCCAUCAGCUUGCUUCUGGUGACCAUGGCGGAGCAAAUACCCUUUGCCGUCAAGGAGGCUAGUGCUGAUGUUGUUGAGCUCUUUGCCAAGGUGUUAUCAUCACUUCUCGGUUAUGCCAAGGCGGCGAACGAGGACCCCGCCAUCAUCGACCUGCUGGCGCAACGAUUCAACAAGGCUUUCGCCGGUACAACGUCACAGGUCAAGGCUAAGUUCAAGGGCGCCCUGCUCGAGGGCGAUCUGGCGACAGCGAACGGCCACAGCGGGACGGCCGUCUCCAGGCCCACGCCCACGACGACAGGCCAGACCGCCGUCAAGGAGCUUGACGACGCGGCCCUCGAAGCAGCUCUCCACGUCAGCUUUGAGCCCGAAGAAGACAACUCGGCCCUCCUCAAGUGGGCGUCGAAGACGGUCGACGACCUCAUCGACGGUGACUACAUACCCGCCCUCAUCCGCCUCCUCUGGUCGCCGCACACGAGCAUCCGGCAAGAAGCGCUCACCAACAUUCUCAAGCUCGCGGCCAAGCUCAAAGAGUCGUCGUACGAAGAAAAGGACCAGCUCUGGCUCCUUCUCUCGGAGCUCGCCGAGUCUUCGCGGCCCCUCGUCGGCGCCGGCCCCGUCGCGUCCCCGCUCGUGGCGUUCGCGCUGCACAGCCUAGACAUCUUGAAGAACCCGCUGCACUGCCUCUACGCCAAGGUCAACACGUACCUGACGCGCGCGCCCCUCUGGGCGCUGGACAAGGUGCCGCUCGCGCACGACAUUCUGCACGGCGCGCCGUCCGAGGACGACAGGUACUACGCCGAGCUGACGUGGCUGCUGCAGUACCUCCUCGACGGCCUCCGCGCGCCCGGCGACGUCGCCGUGCUGCACCACCGCAAGUGGUUCGAGAAGAUCCUCGCGCUGGCGGCGAACCCGUACCUACGGACGAACCUGACGACGCGCGUGCUGCGCAUCGUGUACCGCGCCACGUGCGUCGACGGCGGCAGCACGACGCUCGCGACGCGGUUCGGCGUCGUCAGCUGGUUGGCGGCGCAGGAGGCGGGCGCGGGCGGCGACGAGGCGGCGCUGUGCAGGGCGCUGCGGAGGCGGGUCUGGGAGACGUGUGAUCAGGCGCGCGUCGGGGCGUGGAGUCGGGGCGGGAUCGCGGAGGAGCAGCAGGUUGGAUGA